UAGGAGAAAAAGUGUCAAAGUAAGUGCAAGUGUUUAAAUAUUGUUUGCUACAUAAUUGAUUUUUCCUUAAAAUACUGCGUUCAAUUAUAAAGUUAAAUACAUUUUGUGUUAUCAAAUUCUUAUUGAGUAGUAAUUUACCAUAAUUAUUUAUUAUUACUGUAAUUGAAAGCGCAAACGUGUGUAUAAUGUGCAAUAUAUGUACGUCAUCUGUGACGCUGGCAGGCGUCAAUGAAGUAGCAGCGCCGGACUAUCUUGUCCAAAUAAAAAUAUACAUAUCAUCUUUUUUUUUUGCCUAUUUGAUAAAUGCUUAAGAUAUGUAUGUGUGAGAAAGUGUUAUAAGAAUUUAAUAGUUUGAUUGUAUACGUUGUUUAUUAUUUAAGAAUAAAAAUCUAACCAUUCGUAAAUAAAUCCAAAAAUAGCGUAGCCAAGGAACAGUGGAGAAUAUUGAAAUUCUUAACGAAAGCGCACAACAUUCAAUUGACUGCUUUACAAUUUAAUUAAUAUUAAUUAAAUAAAUUACCAGUAUAGCAAUGCAAUAUUAAAUAUUGCGAGAGAAAAUGAAAACAACAAGAGCAAUCGUAAAAUUCUUCAGAGCACAAUUGAAGUGUAUGCUUGUUAAAUGUUGGUGUACAAUAUAAUUGCAAUAUUUUUAUAACAAAACAAAUAUUGUAUUAUGAAACUGCUUACACAAAAGACAUCGCGCUGUGGAUAUACCAUAUUCUCAUUUUUUAUUGCAAGUGCAAGAGUCUUGCCUAGGGGUGAAUGUAUUCAUUUGCUAAGCAAUGAUUACAAUAAGGCGCCAGUUUGGUUAUAAACUUUAACACAUUGAAAUGGAAAAAUUAGGGAAGCCUUAUUCUUUAUUUCGUUUUUUAUUUUCAAUAGCAAAAAUGACCUCACAAUGCAAAGGAAUAAAAAUUAAAUUAUCUCAUGGAUUGUAGUAAAUUGUCAACAACAUGUUUCCCUGAUAAUCAAAUUUAUAUCAAGCUGAGCAUUUAGCUUUAUUAUUUGAUACGAAAUGACAUUCAAAAGCAAUAUAGUUUCUAUUUCAUAUCGUUCUUUCCUGCACCUGUAAACUUAUGAAAAGUGAUGUUACGUUAUAUUUCAUUUUAGCAGAUAUGAAUUCUUAAGCUUACGCUUUUCGCGUACAUACACAUAUAAAUAUAUAAAAAAAAUGGUAGUUAUGAUUAAUCCAACACCACGUGCUAAAAUAAUUGACCUAUGACAACGAAAAUUCAAUACAGCCUCAAUAGUUUCUAAUUAUUGUCAUAUAAAGUCAACAUUUCGUUGAAAAAUAGUGUUUGUAAUUAAAAUUAUUAUAAUUGGAUAUACUCGAAACUAACCAAGUUCUAUAAUCUAACAAUGAAAUGACUAAUAACUCUUGAAUUUGUUAUCGGAAUAUGUAUAUUAACUAUCGCCACAGGCAGUAAAAAAUUAACUUUUAGAAGUUGCAAGCGAUAACUUAAUGAAUACCCAAGUUGAAGUAGGAAACAAAAAUUACUGAUAGGACUAAGCAAAAUCCCUCAUCAUAUUAGAAGGGCCCACAGUUGUAUUGCAUAUAUAAUUUAAAAAAAAUAACAGAUUUUAUCUUGACGUUUUUGCUGCAAUUAAACGCUUUAGAAACUUGUUUUAGCCAGUUUACUUUUCAAUUAAUUGCAUUUGUUGUUGUUUCGUGUUAAGUCAGCCGGUGCUUAACUUGUUUUGCACAUAUUGGUAAGACUAAAUGAGUUUAUUUUCCAACUUAGAAUGUUUUCAACGAAUAUAUAAUAUACAAAAAUAUGUGUUCAGGCAAUGCCCCUGACUUGAAUUUAUUAGUUAUUUGUACUUAUUUAAUUACGUGCUAUUACAAUUUCGAUAUUGAAUUGCCACAAUUAGCGAUAAGAGCAAAUCAUAUCAGAGCAACAUUAGGCAUGUGUCACGGUAAACGAUUACAGUCGAAAAGUCUGGUAUCACUUUUUGAUAAUGCAAGAUGUACAUACAUACAUAUAUAAGGGUAUAAUGAAUUAGUAUAAAAUUAUUACAUUAACACAAUUACACAUCCUUUAUAUAAGAUUAAGACUACAUUUAACUUCUUGUAUUGCGUUCACAGGAAGACUCUUUUGUCGCUCAUAAUGCCAAACUCGCUCAUUACGUUCAAAUUCUUGUGCGCUUCAUAUACGCGGUGAACAAAAAUAUUUUUAAUUUACUAAUUUUUUCAUACAUAUAUUAUGCACUUUUGCAUACAUAUUUGCACAUUACAUACAAAAAAUAUAUAAUAACAUUAAAUUUUCCGAACAUAUAUCGUAAAUAUUCUUUCGAAAGCAAUUACAACUAUGAAAAGAAUUUCAAAAUGAAAAGUAAUACUGAAUUGCGUAGUAGCGAACUGUUUCGAGGAAUGCUGCCGAGUUGUUAAUCAUUGGCCAGAUAAAAAUCCGGCUGCAUUCCGGUUACUUAGACCCGACUGUCGUGGGACUUCGUCUUUCCUCGUCGUCUCCUCGCAUACAAAAAACCAGUUUGGGCGACAAAAGAGGCUUCAUGUGAACGCAGUCUUAGCAGAUACAUACAACAUACAAGAUUGCGCGCAAACCAACUCACAUACAUACAUACGAAUAUAUUUAGGUCUACAAUAUUAAUAAAUAUUAUAAAAAUAUCAGUGUUUAACUUGAAGCGACGUGACCGCCUCCUUCGUAUGGUGUCAUAACAUUGUCAGCUCAUGCAUAAAUUAUCAGAAUAAAGAAGUUAUCUGCUGAUGCUAUUACUACAGAUAUGUUAUCUUGUCAACUCUCUCCUUAUCUAAAGUUAUAGCUUGUACAUACAUAUUUGUUCGUCGCAAUUAGACUCUUAACUCGAAGCAGUGCUUCAUCAUAGUACAGAAAAUCUUAGCAAAUUUGUUUGUGAACUGUGAUAUAACACGUGGAAAGAGUAUUACGCCUCUACAAAACACACACACACAACCACAUCUAUCUAACCACUAAACUGAUAAAAACAAACGCCAAAAUAUGUCGCAGAAUCAGUCAUAUUUUUGGCAAACCACCAAACAUAAUGUUUAUCUCAAACGUUCGGCCAGAUUACAAAUGCUAAUAGCGCUUUUGGCCGUGCUAACGUUCUCCACCAUAUGUCAGGCAGAGGUGGCACGUAAAGAGAUUGACGAAAAUGUUGCCACAUUAAGUGCACCAAGCGCUUUCCCCGAUGACAGACAGUACGUAAAAGAUGCCAUGAAUGGAAAUGCAGCAAAUGAUUUGAAUGAAGAAAACGCCACCAAAGAGUCAAAAUCUAACUCCGGCUUUAUCGAUGCGUUCUCCGCAUCGAUAUCAGUGAUAUUAUUUACUGAAUUAGGUGAUAAGACUUUCUUCAUAGCUGCCAUCAUGGCGAUGCGCCAUCCGCGCUUAAUCGUCUUUGCUGGCGCCAUAUCAGCGCUGGCGCUGAUGACCGUACUUUCGGUGGUGUUUGGCAUGGCAGCUACCAUUAUUCCUAAGAUUUAUACAUAUUAUAUUUCAACGGCGUUGUUUGCCAUAUUCGGUUUGAAAAUGAUCUACGAAGGUUACUUCAUGAAGGACAGCGAUGCACAGGAGGAACUGGAAGAAGUGCAAUCGACUUUGCGUAAACGUGAGGACGAGUUAAUGCGUAAGCGCAGCAAAUACGAUGAUGCUGAUGCCAAGCGUAAGAAUAGCAACUCGGAUAAGGAGGACGAGUGUUUGGAGCGUGGCGCUGGCGUCACUACAAACAACUCGCAUGACAGCGACAGCAACAUCACUACCACCGUCAUUGUUGCACAUAGCAAAAAUCCCGAUAUGUCGCAUAGACAACGCAAGCAUAACAACAAUAACAAUAAUAAUAAUAAUCAAAAAAAUACAAAUAAAAUUGGCUGUGAUGUAAGCAAGGAUGCCGCUGAUUCGGACAACAGCAGCUGCCAUGAAAACGAUAUCUUCCUAAAUGGUGUGAAUGGUGUUAGUGGUGUUGGUGUCGGUGUCGGUGUUGCCGCUGUUGACAACAUUCACAAAUCGACCAACUUUCACAGCAGUCCCGCACUGUCAGCAUCCGUGCUAUCGAAUCAAACUGAACAAACGAAUUGUGAUGAAUUUACCAAUAGUCCGAAUAAGCUUAAUUUUAAGUCGAAUAAUGAUAGCGGCGACGAUGAUGGCAUUGAUGAGCAUAAUAUAGAAAUUGUUGAUGGUGGUGAUGAUGAUAAUGCAACUGUGGAUAGUGGUCAUGGUGGUACACCGAUACAUGGUAAACGCGCUAAACAAACGAAAACAGGGGCCAGUAAUAGUAUAACUAGUUUAAAUAGCCUGAAUCUCAACGCAAAGGUCGCUGUAGGCGCUGGACAACUGAAUGGCGAGCUGAAACAACUCGGUGGCAGCAAGAAGCGGUUGGAACGUUCGGCCAGCUUAGUGCAGGAUCCGGAAAGUGGUAUUGUGCGCAAAAAUGCAAAGAAGAGUGCCACACAUAUUACAAUGCGCAUACUGAUGCAGGCCUUCACGAUGACUUUCCUAGCCGAAUGGGGUGAUCGUUCGCAACUCACCACUAUUAUUUUGGCCGCCAGCAAGAAUGUCUACGGCGUUAUUACCGGUGGUAUUAUUGGUCAUUCCAUCUGCACAGGCUUGGCUGUGAUCGGUGGACGCAUGGUGGCCGCUAAAAUAUCUGUACGCACUGUUACCAUAAUUGGUGGCAUUGUAUUUGUUGGAUUUGCUGUGUACGCUUUGAUUGUGAAACCAGACGAUAUUUAAAGUGCAACUUAAAAGUAUAGAAAAAAGGGAAAACCAGACAAUGGACGGACGAUGUUUAAUGGAAAAAUAGCAACAUAACCAAUAAUUUACAGUUACUUCAUAUUUAAAAACUAAAAACCAGAAUACACAAAAAAAAUUUAUAUUUUUUACAAAGUGCUCAAAAAAAAUUUACAAAUUUUUGCUCUUUUUUAUACUUAAAUAUAUUUUCUUCUUACACAAAUUUCAUAUUUUCACAACUAAAGUGCCUUCAAAGCUAUUUUGCCAUUUUGUAUAUUAUUUGUAUAUUAAAAUAUGCAUUCACAAAUGAAAAAAAAAAAAAAUACAAAAGCAAUAAGCAAUCGUGACAUUUUCAGUUGUUUUCAAUAAAAAUUUCAAGUUUUUGUGCAUUAGUUAAUUUUUUGGCUUCAGUCUAACCACACUUUUUAAAGAAAUUCUUGUAAAUUAGUUUAUGUUGCACUAAAUAUGACUAAAUUUUUGCCAAAUUACUUAAAGAACACAGCUUUUUAUUUUAUGUAUAUACAUGCAAAGCCAAGCAGAGACGAAUAUUAAUGUGGGGUGGCAAGAAAAAAACUUUAAAUGCAAAUAUAGAGCAUAAUGAAGAUUUUUAUUAUAGCUCAUCUGUUUUUUUGUAACGACUGUUGAAAAAACACAGUCGCUGCAAGCUUAUUUAAAAUGUUUUCAAGCACCUAACCUCAAAAUUAUUUACGAAAAGCCUUUAGGCUGUUUUUGUAAAAUUUAGUUUAAACAAAGAAAAUAUUUGUAUUAUUUCGAGUGUAUCUACAGUAUUUUUCUUGUUGUCCCACAUUAUACUAUACAUUAUACAUUAGGUUCAUUGCGCUUAAUAAAAAUUUGUAAAAUAAUUUAAAUAAAAUAUUAAAUAAUUUGUAAAUCCGCGCGAGAGGGGACCAAUCGACAAUGCAUGUACAGAUUAUUGUGCGCAACUGAAGACCAAGUGCGAAAACAAAAAAAUCCAACCAAAACGCUAACUUGUUAUUUAUGUAUUAUAUAAAAAAAAAAUCUAAUAAAUAGAGAAAUAUAUAUUAGAAAAAAGAACGAGAAAUAGCUGAAUAAAGUGCAAUCGAAAUUUAUAAGCAAACAAAAAAAAUAAUAA
Bactrocera oleae (olive fruit fly) is the source of this 5814-nucleotide messenger RNA. Lineage: Eukaryota; Metazoa; Arthropoda; Insecta; Diptera; Tephritidae. The record is from RefSeq and is a predicted model, not a curated record.